This is a messenger RNA of Juglans regia (Persian walnut), 2006 nucleotides long. RefSeq names its product protein ANTAGONIST OF LIKE HETEROCHROMATIN PROTEIN 1-like. Gene Ontology annotation, molecular function: chromatin binding. Gene Ontology annotation, cellular component: ESC/E(Z) complex; PRC1 complex. NCBI's taxonomy places the organism in Eukaryota, Viridiplantae, Streptophyta, Magnoliopsida, Fagales, Juglandaceae. The record is from RefSeq and is a predicted model, not a curated record. Bases 629 to 1699 code for a protein of 356 amino acids. The transcript has 4 exons.
CUCUCUCUCUCUCUCUCCCUCUGUGGGUUAAUUGCACACUGAUGGCUUUUGGGAUGGAAUUAACAAAACCCUAGGCCUUACCACUUCACCUCCAUUUGGCUGAAGCUGUAUCUGCCGUUGCAAGUGGCCCUCUUCGACGCCGACCACAGGUACAAAGUUUUCCCAGCAUCCAAACCGUGGGCGAAUCCUCUUCUCGUCCAUGGCACCUCACAAGAAAUCUAAGAAAAGCAAAAGGGAACAAAAAAAAUUGAAGAAACGCAAAAAUGUAAAUGGUGUGGUUCCCGUAGAACCCAAAACCAUUGAAUCCGACUGGUGGGACACUUUCUGGCUCAAGAACUCUUCAACCCAAGCCAGCUCGAGCACCUCUGCAGUCAGGUACUCCAGAAUUGAAGCCAAGUAAACAGCAGCAGUUGCCCCAACACGGCCAUUCACAGAGAUCCUCGUUUUCAGGUGCUGAUGAAACAACCCACAGGAAACUGACUUCUGGACGGGAAGACUUGGAAAUGGGUCCUUUCUUGUCCUUGUUAGCUGCAGUGGUCUUGACUGCCAAUUGGCCCUUCCCUCCUUUCCCUGCCAUUGCUUACCUGAGAGAGUGUUAGAGUGGGAAGAGGUGAAAAUUGCAGAUUAAAUGGUGGCAUUUGAAUGUUGUUUGGUGCCCAAUGAUGAAGCUGAAGGUUUCAAGUAUUUCUUCAGAGUUUCAAAGAAGACUUUUGGAUACAUCUGUUCUCUUGUAAGAGAAGAUCUUAUAUCGAGGCCACCAUCGGGGCUCAUCAACAUUGAGGGAAGGCUUCUUAGCGUUGAAAAACAGGUUGCGAUUGCCUUGAGAAGGUUGGCAUCUGGUGAGUCCCAAGUGUCAGUUGGGGCUGCAUUUGGGGUUGGCCAGUCCACGGUUUCUCAGGUGACAUGGAGAUUUAUCGAAGCACUGGAAGAGCGUGCCAAGCAUCAUCUGAGGUGGCCUGAUUCCAAUAGAAUGGAAGAAAUCAAGUCCAAAUUUGAAGCAUCCUUUGGGCUGCUGAAUUGUUGUGGAGCCAUUGAUGCAACACACAUCAUCAUGACCCUUCCAGCUGUACAAACCUCAGAUGAUUGGUGUGACCCAGAGAAUAAUUACAGCAUGCUCUUGCAGGGAAUUGUCGAUCAUGAAAUGAGAUUUCUUGAUAUUGUUACAGGUUGGCCAGGGGGAAUGACGGUUUCUAGGCUAUUGAAGUGUACUGGAUUCUUCAAACUCUGUGAGGGCGGAGAGCGUUUGAAUGGAAAUGUAAGAACUUUUUCUGGAGGAGAGGAAAUUAGAGAAUUUAUAGUUGGUGGGGGUGGGUACCCUCUUCUUCCUUGGCUCUUAACUCCUUACGAAACUGACGGUCUCUCAGCAUCCAUGUCCACUUUCAAUGCCGUGCACGAGGCUGCAAGGUUGCUUGUAGUGAGAGCAUUCUCACAGGUAAAGGGUAGUUGGAGAAUUCUUAAUAAGGUAAUGUGGAGACCUGAUAAGCGAAAAUUGCCAAGCAUUAUCUUGGUAUGUUGCUUACUGCACAAUAUUAUAAUCGACUGUGGAGAUAAUUUACUUCAAGAUGUAGCUUUGUCUGGUCAUCAUGACUCGGGAUAUGGAGAACAGUUCUGUAAGCAAGCUGAUCCAUUGGGAAGGACACUGAGGGAAAAGCUGGCGAAAUACUUCCACCAUGGCAAAGAGAAAGCUCCAUCAAAGUAAUCUGUUUCCAUUCUUUGCACAGUACUAGUUCAACCUCCGGAAUCUGGUUUCUUGUAAAGCUUCAUUUUGCUGUGGGAGCAAAGACUAAGAUGUGAACCAUUUUGUUCUUGAAGUGCCAUUUGGUUUUCUGAACAUAAAUUAUAUUGAUGUUUUCCCAUCUUGUUUUGGGAAAAUGUCGGGAUCACAGAUUCUUUGCAUCUAGAGGAUCAGUUUCGUAUUGUGUGGAUUUAAUCUCAUUCUAACAACUACUAUAAUACUGUAAUAAAGUAUAGAGGUUUCGAAUGAUUAAUUUAAAUCAUUUGAGAAU